GCCUUUGCUCUUUCCAGUCCUCAUUGAGUUGCAGCAAGGGAAGUAUGCAGUAUGGGAAGGAGCUGUGAGUGUUUCCUAGCACAUCGGAGACUAGUUUAUGAAAAGGCAGCUGCUCAAGCAAGGACUGAACCUUUAAAGUGGAUUAGUUCCAGAUCCUGUCAGAGGAAUAUAAUAAAUUAUGGUGGCUCAUGAUGAAAUUGGAGGUCUUUUGCCUAUCAAGAGGACUAUUCAGGUUAUUGCUGUUCAGAACCAAGCAUCUAAGGACUUAGAGGAGCCAAGCACUAAGAGAGUUCGGCCUCUAUCGCGAGUCACAUCAUUGGCAAAUCUAAUAUCUCCUGUAAGAAAUGGCGCAGUCAGACGCUUUGGCCAAACCAUCCAGUCAUUUACAAUGCGAGCCGAAAACAAGUCUCCAGGCGGUACACAGAAAACUUGUAGCAAGGUGUCUGCACCUACCCCACCCAAAAGAAGGAACAGUGUUUUGUGGUCUGAAAUAAAUAUGAAGGAAUCUCUGAGCACCAAAGAAAUCAAACGGCAAGAGGCAAUAUUUGAAAUGACAAAGGGGGAGCAAGACCUUAUUGAGGAUCUAAAGUUGGCAAGGAAGGCCUAUCAUGACCCAAUGCUGAAGCUUUCUAUUAUGUCUGAGGAAGAACUUACACAAAUAUUUGGAGAUCUAGAUUCUUACAUUCCUCUUCAUGAAGAAUUGCUUGCUAAACUUGGGGAAGCAACAAAGGCAGAUGGGACAGUUGGUCAGAUUGGUCCCAUUCUUAUUAACUGGUUACCUCGCCUGAAUGCAUACAAAGAAUACUGCAGCAACCAACUAGCUGCCAAAGCUCUUCUUGACAAAAAAAAAUUGGAUCGAAGAGUCCAGGACUUUCUUCAGCGCUGUAUUGAGUCUCCCUUCAGCCGUAAACUUGAUCUCUGGAGCUUUCUUGAUAUACCAAGAAGUCGCCUUGUCAAGUACCCUCUUCUUCUGAAGGAAAUCCUCAGGCACACGCCAAAAGAUCAUCCUGACACCAAGGCUCUGGAAGAAGCUCUAUGCUUAAUUCAAGGAGUACUUACAGACAUAAACUUGAAAAAAGGUGAAUCGGAAUGCCAGUAUUAUAUUGACAAAUUGGAGUACCUCGAUGAUAAGCAGAAGGAUCUGCGGAUUGAAUCCAGCAAGGCACUGCUUUGUCACGGGGAGCUGAAGAAUAAGAAUGGGCAUAAGCUGUUCCUGUUCCUUUUCCAAGAUGUCCUGGUUUUAACUCGUCCUAUUAUACGAAAUGAGCACCAGUAUUUUCAGGUUUACAGGCAGCCAAUCCCUGUGCAGGAACUGGUCUUGGAGGAUCUUCAGGACGGAGAUGUGAGGAUGGGAGGCUCUUUUAGAGGUGCUUUCAGUAAUUCCGACAAAGCAAAAAAUAUCUUCAGAGUGCGUUUUAAAGAUACUUGUGCUGGUCAGAGCCACACGCUCCAAGCCAAUGACGUCUUUCACAAGCAGCAGUGGCUGAACUGUAUUAAAACUGCUAUUGCUCCAUACCAACAAGAGUCUCCCACAGAACAGAAGGAACUGCCGGACCUGAGUGAAGAAUGUGAAGAAAAUCAUCCACCAGCCACAAAUGGCAAAACUCCCAGAAGGUCGUCUACUAUAUCUGGCAUUAUGGAAAUGGACCUUGAGGAAAAUGCUUUCAGCCCACUCUUGGAUAUAACAGAAGACCAAAAAACCACAGACAAAACACAGCAGAGAAAAGAGACUUUGGUUUAAUUUGCAAGAUCACUUUGAAAGGACUUGUUAUUUAUAUAAAAAUGUAUAUUUUGUGUCAUGUGAUGUGAGCAUGCCUGGAUUAUUUUCAUAAUCCUUCUGUAUGUUAUGCCCCCCUCCCUUUCAGUGGCAGCUACUGGUAUAAAGAUAACACUGUUGAAGCUAGAGUCUGUUGGUCUAUACUGUAUACAAGUGUACAUUUUGGGCUUGAUUUCAAGCAAUACUGUUUAAAUCUUAAACAUGCUGACAUUCAUACGCAAUAUUGGUUCUUAAUGGACUACAGUAUGUAAGAGCUUUGGUGUUCACUCCAAGGUUAGUGUGUUCUUAUCUACAUGUUCAUUUAAAUACAACCACUAAUUUUAAGCCAGCAAAUAGUAUUUCCUGUUGCACACAAUUUGAGUUGGUAACCUUAAAGGGCAAGUAAAGCACCACCAUUUUAGGAUUCCUUUAUGGAUUUUGCAUGGUACAGGACUACUGUACUUCUUUUCAAGCUAAAUAUGUUCCCACUAUUCUCUUCAGCUGCUCACGUUGUUUUCCGUCUGCCCCACCUCCGUGACAGGACAUAGGGAUGUUUCCUCAAGCUGUAGCCUGUCUGUCAGUCCACAAGUAUCUGUCCAUCAACAAAGUAGCUGAAGAGAAGUGGCCAGUAUCUGAUGUAACAUAGCCCUCUUCUGUGUGCCAAACAAAACUGACUGGCUUUGUCCCUUUUUAAAUUAAUUGAAACAGACUCUAAGCUUUUUAGCAGGUUUUCCACUUUACCUACUGGAAAUGUUUGUUUACUGUACAUUCCUACUUUAUAUUUGUGUAUGCUUACAAGUAUUUAAUUUUUUAAGUAGCAUAGAUUAUUUUUUUUUAAGACCAUAUAUUGUAUUUUGAAGCUUUUUGAAUAUGGCCUUUUCUUUACCAAAACAAUGCAUUUUACCAAAUCCUAAACAAGUUGCUAAACUGGUAUAGUAGGAAGGAGUAUAAAGACAAAAUUUCAUUUCUUAUGGAGUGGUUUUUUUUUUUUUUUGGAUGUUGUAGGCAUCAUUUUUAUUGUUAGUGAGAGAGACGUGAAGGCUAUGAAGGCAGGUUGAUAAAUGUAUGUAGUGUAGAGAGUUUAUUCUUAGCUUUAUGGGCCAUGGAAAUGGCAAAGGUUGAUAGAAGGCUUUUAGUACGUUGUAGAAGGUCAGACGUCAUGUUGAAAAUUAGAAGUUUCAGAGGAACUAGAGAGUUCAGAAUGUGGAGGAACCAAACCAGAAUGUUUCAAAUACCAGAGCAUUGUUUUUUUGUUUUGUGUUUUUUUUUCUUCUUUGGAGACUAGCAGUAGAAAACUAUAGACAUUAUAGUAUGAUAUCUGAAAAUAAAAUGCUGAUAUCUAUAAUUGACUAUUUUUCCAAUCAGUGUUUUAAUGAAAUGAGUUGUCCAUACCAUAUAAUGUAAUCCUGAUCUUGUAUAUGGUGACAAGUAGGAAACCUGCAGAUAUGUUGUACAUUAUGAAAUAAGGUGUUUUUUUUAAGUUUUGUUUUUGUAAAACUACCUGUACAGCUAAAAGUCUUCAAAUACAUUAAAAAAAAAAUCCUAGAA
Xenopus laevis (African clawed frog) is the source of this 3304-nucleotide messenger RNA. It is a transcript of the gene net1.L, whose product is annotated as neuroepithelial cell transforming 1 L homeolog. The record is from RefSeq and is a predicted model, not a curated record. Gene Ontology annotation, molecular function: guanyl-nucleotide exchange factor activity. The coding region runs from base 179 to 1741 and encodes 520 amino acids. Gene Ontology annotation, biological process: positive regulation of Rho protein signal transduction; intracellular signal transduction. Gene Ontology annotation, cellular component: cytoplasm. Lineage: Eukaryota; Metazoa; Chordata; Amphibia; Anura; Pipidae. The transcript has 9 exons.